Messenger RNA from Racocetra persica, 662 nucleotides. NCBI's taxonomy places the organism in Eukaryota, Fungi, Glomeromycota, Glomeromycetes, Diversisporales, Gigasporaceae. The record is from the annotation of a GenBank genome assembly.
CCAUACUUUUGAGAGAUACUUCGAAGGUCGAAAAGCAUUUCAGGACACAUGUGGUUUGAUUAAAACCGCAUUCCGUAUUACUUGGACCAAUAUUAUUGGAAUCACUAAAGAAGAGAAAGAAGUAAUUAUGAAAUUAUUGCUCGCCUUCGUUGUUGCUACAAUACACAGUUUAAAAAAAGAAGAAGAUGUCGACCAUGAAGAUAUUAAAGAACUUAUUCCUAAUACCUUUAAUUUUCAACAAAAAGCUCAACCAUCGUCUGAAAUAAAUCCAUUGUCUAAAAUAAAUGAAUGCAAAAUAGAAUUACCAGUUGAGAUAAUAUCAUAUUUAAAUUUAUAUUAUAGUAAAAAAUUUUAUGAAAAGGAACUUGAUAGUAUACCAUUUGGCAUAAUUUCUGAAGCAUUAAGUGAUUUAACACAACUUUUUGGUACGAUGCAUACUAUUAGUGGUACACCAAUUCCUAUAACUUAUCAAAUUCACAUGAAACAGUCUCUAAAUAUAUACGUUUGCUUUCUCUCACUUGCGCUUGUUGAAAGUCUUGGCUGGGCCACUAUUCCAAUUGUCACUAUAAUUGCUUUUAUAUUGUUUGGUCUUGAAACUCUCGGAAAUGAGAUUGCAGAUCCAUUUGGUGAUGAUGAAACUGAUUUACCACUAGAGGAGUUUU